AUGCUGGGUAAGCGAUUUAAUCUGGAGGAAUUUCAUGAAGCAUGGGUGCUGUUGUGGACAGUGGAAGCUUCUCCAAAAGUCCGACUAUUUCUUUGGCGCAUUUGUACGGGGACCCUUCCAACUCGUGCACUACUGAAGUAUCGCCAUAUGAUAGAUACCAAUUCUUGUCCAUGGUGUGGAGAGGAGGAGACGGCUUCCCAUGCGUUAUUUCUAUGCUCGCGGGUGAAGGAAUUAUGGGAGGAGGUAAGUGUUCCACAAGCACUGGAGAAUGUGGCGCUUAAACCGAUCAUGGAGGUGGUAGCGAGCUGGGCAAAGAUCGAAAAGAAACUACAGCGGAAAGUAGUUAAUUUAGCAUGGUGCAUCUGGACGGAAAGGAACGAGAAAGUGUUUAACAACACUACCACAGCUAACAGCAUUAUCUUGGGCCGAGUGCACCGUCUAGUGCAAGAGCAUGAGCAGUAUGCGACGAAAAUAUAUGGAGGUAUCCGAGGUGGUGUGCAGGAGAGUGCAAAGUCGUGGAAAGCGCCUGCAAGGGGGGUGAUAAAGGUAAAUUGUGAUGCGUCGUUGGCGUGUGAAGGCUGGGUGGGUUUGGGAGUCGUCGCAAGGGAUUCAGAUGGGCAAGUCUUGUUUGCGGCAGUCCGAAGAGUACGGGCACACUGGCCGGUGGAAAUCGCAGAAGGAAAGGCACUUCUAAUGGCCAUCCGUAUGGCAAAAAGGUUUGGUUAUGACCAUGUGGUGUUUGAAUCAGAUAGUCAAAUCCUCAUUUCGCGCCUCUCGAAAGCCAUGGUCUAUUUCUCGGAUUUGGAUACCGUUUUAGAGGAUAUUCUCUUGUCUAGCAGUUAUUUUUCUUCUUUGAGUUGGUCUCAUGUGAAAAGGGAUGGCAAUGCUGUAGCCCAUCACCUUGCUAAGAUAGUACCAUUUGGUGUAGAACAGAUAUGGGAAAACCACAGUCCUGUUGAGGUUGAACCCUAUGUUUUUAUGGAUUAUUUAUCCAAAGAUGAAUGA
Molecule: messenger RNA, 1005 nt
Organism: Beta vulgaris subsp. vulgaris (sugar beet)
Lineage: Eukaryota; Viridiplantae; Streptophyta; Magnoliopsida; Caryophyllales; Amaranthaceae
Exons: 1
Coding region: 1-1005 (334 amino acids)
Molecular function (GO): RNA-DNA hybrid ribonuclease activity; nucleic acid binding
Source: RefSeq, a predicted model, not a curated record